AUGGUUCAUCCUGCUGCAACCUGCAACAAGCUUUCCAUGUUAAAUGUUUGUCUUCUGUAUUUAAGCAAGGAGAAAGCAAGGAGAAAGCCAGGAGAAAGCAAGGAGAAAGCAAGGAGAAAGCCAGGAGAACACAAGGAGAAAGCAAGGAGAACACAAGGAGAACACAAGGAGAACACAAGGAGAAAGCAAGGAGAAAGCAAGGAGAAAGCAAAGAGAAAGCCAGGAGAAAGCAAGGAGAAAGCCAGGAGAAAGCAUGGAGAAAGCCAGGAGAAAGCAUGGAGAAAGCCAGGAGAACACAAGGAGAACACAAGGAGAAAGCCAGGAGAAAGCAAAGAGAAAGCCAGGAGAAAGCAAGGAGAAAGCCAGGAGAAAGCAAGGAGAAAGCCAGGAGAACACAAGGAGAACACAAGGAGAAAGCAAGGAGAAAGCAAGGAGAAAGCCAAGAGAAAGCAAGGAGAAAGCCAGGAGAACACAAGGAGAAAGCCAGGAGAAAGCAAAGAGAAAGCCAGGAGAAAGCAAGGAGAAAGCCAGGAGAAAGCAUGGAGAAAGCUGGAAGAAAGCUGGGAGAAAGCCAGGAGAACACAAGGAGAAAGCCAGGAGAAAGCAAAGAGAAAGCAUGGAGAAGGCUGGGAGAAAACAAGGAGAAAGCCAGGAGAACACAAGGAGAAAGCACAGAGAAAGCAAGGAGAGAACAUGGAGAAAGAAAGGAGAAAGCCAGGAGAAAGCAAGGAGAAAGCACGGAGAAAGCAAGGAGAAAGCAAGGAGAGAGCACAGAGAAAGCAAGGAGAAAGCAAGAAGAAAGCAAGGGGCAAGUCAGGAGAAAGCAAGAAGAAAGAAAGGAGCAAGUCAGGAGAAAGCCAGGAGAAAGCACAGAGAAAGCAAGGAGAGAACAUGAAGAAAGAAAGGAGAAAGCCAGGAGAAAGCAAGGAGAAAGCCAGGAGAAAGCAAGGAGAAAGCAAGGAGAGAGCACAGAGAAAGCAAGGAGAAAGCAAGAAGAAAGCAAGGAGCAAGUCAGGAGAAAGCAAGAAGAAAGAAAGGAGCAAGUCAGGAGAAAGCCAGGAGAAAGCAAGGAGAAAGAGCAUUUGUGCUUUAUGAUUUUGUGCUAUCUUGCCCUUCGGUGUCGGUCUGUUGCUGGCGACUCUAUGCUGUUCAUACCAAAGAUAACUGAUUGAGUGAUAAGAGUAAGACAUAGUUACUCCUUUUUUAUGUAUAUUUUUCUCUUGUUCACAUAGUGUCUCUGUAAUUCAGCUGCACAUGUAG
This is a messenger RNA of Lampris incognitus (smalleye Pacific opah), 1260 nucleotides long. RefSeq lists its product as uncharacterized. The record is from RefSeq and is a predicted model, not a curated record. Lineage: Eukaryota; Metazoa; Chordata; Actinopteri; Lampriformes; Lampridae. Bases 1 to 1095 code for a protein of 364 amino acids. The transcript has a single exon.